Messenger RNA from Symbiodinium sp. CCMP2456, 1773 nucleotides. The record is from the annotation of a GenBank genome assembly. Lineage: Eukaryota; Dinophyceae; Suessiales; Symbiodiniaceae.
AUGGCCCUGUUGACAGUUGUCCUCUUGUGCUUCCUUCGUCUUAGCUUGGCACAUCGUGCUGCUGCCCAGCCAACCUUGGAAGCCAAGGCUACUCUGAAAAGUCUUCUAAAUCGCACGUCGGAGGCGUGGCAUCGAGAGGACGUGCUCCGGAAGCUUGCCGCCUGGUACCAGAAACAGGGAGGCGAGUGUGACAAGUGGGAUGCGCACCGGACGGAAGAUGGCCGUUGCAAGUGCAACCCACAAAGGGGGAGAUUUUGGACCAUGGGCACUGGUUUUACUUCCUAUGCAUGCCUAAAUGGUGAAAGUCUUGGUUCCUUUGUCCCAAGUGAGCUCUGUGAUGAGCAGGCGGCUUGGGCUGGCGACUGCACACUGUGGCUUCCUGCAUGCAGGUGCGAAAGCAACAGUAACAAUAACAAGAUACCACCCGAGGUUGAUCUCAAGAGUCCAGCAGUGGAGUUUUGCUCGAACCUUUUCGCAAGCAUGCAAAAGGACAUGGGGGUUGAAACCUUCACCCUGUGGGCAGAUUUCAAAGAACUGUUGUUUCCUGACAGAAGAGAGGAGGCCUUUCGAAAGAGGGAUGACAUGAAGAAGAGGCUCCAGCAGCUGCUAGAAACUAACACAACGCAGGCCUACUGCAAGGCAGCUUUGCGAGGAGACUGGUCACCGCAGCAGACAGCGAAGGCCGUGGAGAGCGGCGCAGCUCCAGUGCCCCCAGGAAUCGGCCAGCGCUUGCAAGAGCUCUCCAAAGCCUCCCAGCAAGCCUUUGAUUCUCUGCAACAUGUCUGUGAAGAUGAGUGCGAAGGCAUUGUGAAGAGUGUCUCCGAGCAGGUUGAGAAAAUCGAGAAGAUUCACUUUCAAAAUGGAGCUCCUUAUACCAUCCUUUGCGCUGAGUUGGCAGUCAAAAAAGCGGAAGCACACGUGAUGGGUUGCUGUGGCAGAGCGUGCGGAUGGAAUGGACGUGCGUGCCUGCGCUGGCCUUUCCUGGCGCAGGGCGACCGAGUUACCUGGCAAGAGCAGUGCUGUGCUGAGAAGAAUAUCCUUGUUGGUAGCCAGAGAGAGCUGAUGUGCAACAGCGUCCUGGGGGCUGCAGCCCGCAAGCAGCUGUCCGAAGCACAUGUCGACCUCCCACUUGCAGCAAACGAGAUGGGGCUUCCCAUGACGGUUGGUCAAGACGAGAAGUUGUUUUGGACAGGGGAGGGAGCUAAGUCAGAGCUUGGGAAGCUCGGCUGGGCCAAAGAGCACGGCCAGGUAUAUGACAGCUUCUUGAGCUGGCAGCCCCUGUCAGUGAUUGAGGGCAUACUUCUCGGUUACUGGAUGCCGAAGAAAAUUCUGGGUGCCCAGUCGUUGGCGCAGGUGGAUGGACCUAGUACUUGCGUGAAGGAUGAAACUUGCUCACCCGAUCUUAAAGAGAUCCAAGAACAUGGAUGUGCAAUAAGCAAAAACUGGCGCCAAAUCGAUCAAGGUAUGUACAAUUCGUAUUCGAAGAAGCCAAAUUGUGGCGCCGUACUGCAAGAGAGUUUGGGCAGUGUGAUGGCUUGCUCCAAUAUCAGGGACACGUUUUCUUUCGCCACGCUGAAAUGGCCAAGCAACGCUGCAGGGCCUCAGCAGUGCACACAGUGGAACGCGAAGUGCUGGAAGGACUUGGACGAAGAGGCAGAGGAACUGGAUGAUGUCAGCGAAGAUCUGCACAACAACAAAAAGUCACAGGAGCAAGUUGCCGAGCAGAUACGCCAGGACAUUGUUUACAUAUACCGGCCAGGCGAAGAAGCUUAG